Messenger RNA from Prorocentrum cordatum, 1675 nucleotides. The record is from the annotation of a GenBank genome assembly. Lineage: Eukaryota; Dinophyceae; Prorocentrales; Prorocentraceae.
AAACGUUGCCUACUACCCUCCACGCAAUCAUGUCGGAUAAUCCUUUGAGCGGUGGUGACUCGCCGGAGGCGUCUUCGAUAAGUUCACACCCAUCUGAAAACCACCCAUCUGUACUUCUGGUUUGAUCGUCGCCUCGAUUGUGAACUCCUGUCUAUGGUCCAUGAGACUCUUGGUGCCACGCUCGUCUAGACCCGAUUCUGCCAACGACAUCAGAGUUGGGGGCAUGUGACCCCAUGCCUCCUGCUCUGAGGCGAUGACACCUGCCGCGCCAAGGAAGUGUAUCAAGAACACCGUGAUCUGAAAUGUGGCUGCCAUGGCACAACUCGUGGCCGCUGCUGGCACGAAGACCGUGUCGCCCUCGACGGUGAUUAACCAACGUGCAGCCGUCGCCACCACCAUCAUCAAGCCCGCCAGUCCGCUCAUCGCGAUGGCAGCCAAGCGCAAUACAGGCGGCGAUGCGAUCAUCUUCCAGACAGUGACAGUGUCGCCAGAUCCCGUCCACUUCCCGCCGUCUGGCUCCCAUCCGAUCUCCACGCGGACGCUGCCAGCUCGGCCCGCAAGCGGCAGGCUGAUGACCUCGAGGCUGUGCGACAGGGGCAGGUCCCUCACCUGGCGCGUCCUGGAGGCCUGCCGCAGGAGGCCGGGGUCCAGCGUCAGGGACGCCUUGCCCAGCGUCUUCGAUUAUCUUCCCGCUCGGCAUCGUGGUCCCACACCUCAAGGUGCAGAGUCAAGGCCGCCGAUGACCGUUUUACGGCAAAUGUGAACUCCUGGUUCCAAAUCGGAUUACGUUUCUUUGGGAUAAGACCUGUCCUCUUUGACGAGCUCUGUAGCCUUGACACCGCAUCCUUCAAGAACAGCUCCACGUAAACUUUCGAGGUGUUCGUGAAGGGGAGAGACCUGCCCCCACCGGGCAAUCUCGCGCCGCGGACGCAGCGCACAAUCAGAUGCCCGGGGUUUGACGAUGACGCUGUGCCGGUGUCAGUGUCAACGCGCCCCAUGGCGACGCUCGGCAAAUCCAUCGUCAUCGUGGGGAUGUCGCCCACAUCGUCAUCACGGGGCGUCGGCUGGGUAUGGCCCUCCAUGGCCUGCGGCACACCCGCGUGUUGCGGCCCCCGCGUGGCCGCACGCGUCUCAUAAGAGCUCUGGCCUAGGCUGCAGCGUGGGCUACCAACAUCGCGAUAAUGGCAAUGACGAUGAAGAAUGCAAGUUGCUUGUUCGUUUAAUGACACUGAUGCUGGUAAGAAUACUGCUGCCGAUGACGGCACGACAAUAAUGAUGACAAUGAUGCACAUGGGGUUGGCGAUGAUAACGAGAAGACUAACGGUGAACAGAAUGUCCAUGACAGCCCACGGUGAACAUAAAAGCUAACCGUGAACAUAAAAAAACUAACGGUGAACGCUAACGGCGACGUCCGUUCGGCCCACUUCCACGUCGCGGGGCGGCACAGAGCUGCGAUUCCUUCUCCAACCUCUGGGCUUCAGGUCCAGCCGCUCCGGGUCCAGCUCCAGCUUCUGCAUGAGCCCCAGCGCUGCUUCGGCACUGGUACCCGCACGUCCUCGAGAUCGAGCUGCAGCCCCCACCCGACUCCAGCUUCAGUCCCGUCCUUCAGUUCCAUCCGCAGCUUACAGCCCGUUUCAGCCCCUCUCCCAGCAAUGAUGCGUCUCAAACUGUAGAC